Cynoglossus semilaevis (tongue sole) is the source of this 1950-nucleotide messenger RNA. RefSeq names its product proton activated chloride channel 1 (gene pacc1). The record is from RefSeq and is a predicted model, not a curated record. The coding region runs from base 271 to 1344 and encodes 357 amino acids. NCBI's taxonomy places the organism in Eukaryota, Metazoa, Chordata, Actinopteri, Pleuronectiformes, Cynoglossidae. The transcript is spliced from 8 exons.
AUCCAGCCUAGAAGGGAGGAAGGAAACGAAGGAGGAAACGAAGAUAGACCGACAAAAGGAGGUGACUGUUGGUGUCUGAUGGUCGCGGGAUGGGCUUUAUCGCUGCUGCCGACAGAUACAUUACUGACUCCAUACCAUAGGACACGAGUUAGACUGAGAGAGACUGUUAGACUGUUAUAAACAUGUAUCUGCUGCUGUCUAAAACAAGAAGCCACGUUUUUUCUUCUGGUUGUUAAAAACUUGUUGUCAGUUUGAGAAGCGCUGAGAGGAAUGGUGAAGAAGGAAAAGUCACAGUCUUACCGAGAGUUUAAUGAUGACGAGGACGAGGACCAAGAGGACAAUGCUCAGACGGCAGACCUUUCUGACAACGAAGGAGACGAGGAGCAGGAGGUGCCGAACGGCAGCAUCUCACAAGAGGAUUAUGUGAGGGAGAGCAGUCCUUCACUGAGGUUCAGUAAAACCUGCCUGAAGAACUUCUUCACAGUGGUUCUCAUCUUCAUCUACCUCGUCCUGACGGCAGUGGCAGGGUUCCUGGUCUACCAGACCAUCUCUGACUUUUUGGACAAAGUCAACCACCCCGUCAUGUCUGUCACCUACAAAGAAGUGGACCUGUUUUCUCCUGCAGGCAUUGCUCUGUAUCUGGGUGGAGCUCAGCUGCUGAACUGCCGACACCACUUCCACCAUGACAUCCCACCUUUAGUAGAUCCAGGCAAGCCUCAGGAAGGAGACUGUAUGAUCCAGCAAGUGACUUACUAUGGACCGUUCACUAAUCAAACAGAGACCCAAGCUUUGGUGGUCCGUGGUCCUGCUGAUGUCAGAAACAAAGAGCUGAUCUUCAUGCAGUUCAGUCGCAACACAACACAAGAGGACUUCAGCGGCAUCACCUACAUGCUUUUCGCUAAGUUUAGUGACUUGAUUGAGAGCGAAAAUCAGUCAAACUUCAUGAGAGAGUGUGAGAGGAACUACUCCAAAUGGACCUUCUCUGGAGGAUUCAGAACCUGGGUCAAGAUGUCCCUGGUGAGGACUUCGGGGAAAAGUGCCGAAGCUGUUGAGUUUCGACAAGAGUCUACUCUGGUGAAGUUCAACGACAAAAGACCUGCGUCGGAGCAAAGCGAUGAGCUCUUCUUUGCUGUUUUUGAAUGGAGAGAUCCGUUCAUGCAAGAGAUCAGACUGAUUGUAACAGCGAAUCCCUGGAACUCUGUGGCCAUCCUCUGUGGCGUCUUCAUGGCUUUCUUCAAGGCAGCUGAUUUUGCCAAACUCAGCAUAAAGUGGAUCAUAAAGAUGCGUAAGAGGCAUCAGAAGAAUAAAACACGAGAACUGAACCAAAUCAGUGGUUUGCAGUGAAAACCUCUCAGAUUAUGAAAGGAGUUGAGCUGAGGUUUGAGAAUCCAGUAGUCAGCCCUGUCAUUCUCCUUAUUCAAUAGGUCAGUUCCUGUGGUUAAAUGCUAAGGGAUAACUGGUUAAUUUUAUUGUUGAAGAUCUGGUCUUUAACAGUUGUUUUAAUGUUCCUACUGAUAUUAACUGCUAGAACAAGUGUUUUGUAUUCCAGAGAACUGUUAGAAAAUUCACUGGACUUUUAGUUCUUGCAUUUCAAAAUUCAGUAUGAUGGAAAUGAGUAGUAAAGUAAGUUUGUAUGAGGCCUACAUCAGAAAAAAUGUGACCUUUUGUGGAAUGUUUUUUAACUCAAUUUUAUGCAAAGGGAAUUUUUGUGUCUGUUUACUCUAGUGUCCAAGUUUUUCACCUGCUGAAUAAGCAGAAAAUGUAGCAAACCACAAACCAGUUAUCACUGUCUGACAUUUGUCGUUAGAGUUUUUCACUGUAGAAACGAAUAUGUUCUAUAUAUGUUUUUUAUUUUGGCUGAUUUUAACACAGACUUUUCCUUUUCUUGUUACUUUUUCCACAUUAGGUUUAAGAAUGAUUUGGAAAAUAAAAAAAAGAGAUUUUUCCUUA